Messenger RNA from Magallana angulata, 1381 nucleotides. RefSeq lists its product as uncharacterized. Bases 323 to 886 code for a protein of 187 amino acids. The transcript is spliced from 2 exons. The record is from RefSeq and is a predicted model, not a curated record. Lineage: Eukaryota; Metazoa; Mollusca; Bivalvia; Ostreida; Ostreidae.
UGACAGGUGUUCAAUCAGGUGUAACAAGUACAACGUAGACCCGUGUACUGAUAUCAGAGAUAACGAAACUACUAUCAUGAUGGUAUAUGUUCAUUUAUAAGCCAAGUUGUGUUUAUAAUGUGUUAUUCGUUCGAUAAUACAUCAACAAAAUUUAAUAUGCAGUUUGUUGGACAAUCUAAUUACAAUUAACUAGAUUAACCCCUUCUUUACAAUACGCUAUGCAAAAGUGUUGUAGAGAUGCCGUCUCACAAGUCUAAUUGAAUUGCAAACAACAGACAUUUUAGUGUGUGACAACGUCAUUUUAGAGUUCAUUUUUGAAUUCAUGGCGGCUCUUUUGAAUCAGCAAGACCAGCUGAUCUCGUGGAUAGGUAGGCCCUGUGACUUCCAGUUGUUGUACAAGAUCAGCAGGGACGGUUGUACCGCUACUAAGUUUCACCAGAAGUGUGACGGUCAGGGUGCCACCGUGACGGUCCUGUACAACACAAACAACACGAUAUACGGCGGAUACCUGUCUCAGAGCUGGAACUCUGAUGGUGGAUACAUAAACGAUCCGAACGCCUUCCUCUUCCGGCUACAGUACAACGGGUCUUCCAAUCCAUUUAAGUUUCCAGUCAGUGAUACAAAGCAUGCUGGUUAUGGAAAUGGUAGUUACGGUCCAACAUUCGGUUGUGGUCAUGACUUAUCCACUUUUUAUGGAAAUAUCGCGCCUCAAGGAAACAUUGUUCUUCUCAAUGGAUAUGUCGAUCAGAUAGGAAGGUGUUUCACUUUAUAUGAACAUGAUUGCCACUCCAUAACAAACAACAAUCUUCAAGUGACAGAGCUUGAAAUUUAUAAAGUCAUAGGUAAAUACCCAACAUUAUGUUCAAAUGCCAAUUAUUGUAAUUGAAAGUUUAGUUACCAACUGUGGCGACGGCUUUGCUUUGAUUUAUUGGAGAUUGUGUUUAAGUGGGGUAUUGGAAAAUUUAAUAAUAAUAAUAAAAAUUGUUAUCUAUUCACGAUUGAUAUUUUCACUGAAAACCACCCCUGUACGGAUACAAUACUAAAGAGAUAGAUAAAAUAAAUAUAGUUUUGUCUUACCCAGUAUAAUUUCCAUUUAAUCAAUUAAAACAUUUUAAAGGGACCUAGAUACAAUUUGAGAUCCAAAUUGUUUAUUUGUAUUGAAUGAUUGACCAAAAAUUCAAUCAUAGAAAUCAAGUUAUUAGAGAGAUACAAAGGUAAUAAUUUAUUGUUAUGUAAACAAAGCCCUAUUCUUUAUUUCUUUACAAAUAGUGGCAAACAAGAAGAAUGUGUAAUAAGCGAUAUUAUCAACAUGCAACAAUUAAGUAAACAAUAACAAGACUUUAUAUUUGUUUACAAACUCUGUAUCUUGCUUGUAGUUCGA